Molecule: messenger RNA, 3518 nt
Organism: Amblyraja radiata (thorny skate)
Lineage: Eukaryota; Metazoa; Chordata; Chondrichthyes; Rajiformes; Rajidae
Gene: itgb6
Product: integrin, beta 6
Exons: 16
Coding region: 131-2491 (786 amino acids)
Biological process (GO): cell-cell adhesion; cell migration; cell adhesion mediated by integrin
Cellular component (GO): focal adhesion; cell surface; integrin alphav-beta6 complex
Molecular function (GO): integrin binding
Source: RefSeq, a predicted model, not a curated record
UCCUCACUCGCACACACACACACUCUGGGAACACCUUUCCUACUCCUUGCUCUUGCUUGGAAUUCUUUCUGUUUUCUUGUUUGUUUUCUGUGCCUCUUUAUUAUUUUAUUUUCGAUUCACACUCAAAGACAUGACGGCGAGGCUGUUGACAAUUCUCCUGCUUCUGCCCAAUUCGCCGAGUCGCGCGGCAGGUCCCUGUUCUUCUGGGAAUGCAAUCACUUGUGAAGAAUGUCUGAGGCUUGGCCCACAGUGUGCUUGGUGUUUUCAAAAGGACUUCAGUGUGGAUUUAAAUUCUGGAGGAAGGUGCGACGUUGCCAGCGACCUCUUUCAUCGAGGAUGUUCCCUGGAAUUUAUCGAGUUCUCCAUCAGCCACGUUCGUGUGAUAAGGAACGAGACUUUAAGCUGGAGCAGGGAGACGGGGGACGAGGGAAGGGUCCAAAUGUCUCCACAGAAACUUGUUCUGAAUCUGCGUCCAGGUAAUCCAGUGACGUUUGCAGUGGAUGUGCGCCAGGCUGAAGAUUAUCCCGUUGAUCUUUACUACCUCAUGGACCUUUCUGCCUCUAUGAUCGAUGACUUGGCCAGAAUUAAAUUGCUGGGCUCCUCUCUGUCCAGAGAGAUGGCCAAAUUAACCAGCAACUUUAAACUUGGCUUUGGAGCGUUCGUAGACAAGCCCGUAUCUCCUUUUAUGAAAACAAAUCCCGUUGACAUAAACAACCCCUGCCGGGAUGCCGAUGAGUACUGUUUACCUACAUUCAGCUAUAAACACAUGCUGUCACUGACUGAAGACACCACAAAGUUUAACGAAGUUGUUAGAAAUCAACAAAUUUCAGCAAACCUGGAUACUCCGGAAGGAGGAUUUGACGCAAUCUUGCAAGCAUCUGUAUGCAAGAAAAAGAUUGGUUGGCGAAAUGAAUCCUUGCACCUGCUGGUAUUUGUGAGUGAUGCUGACACACAUUUUGGGAUGGACAGCAAGUUGGCUGGUAUCGUUGUACCUCACGAUGGGAAGUGUCACCUGGACAGUCAGAACACCUACGCCAAGGCGACAGCAAUGGAAUAUCCUACCCUUGGGCAGCUCACAGAAAAACUUGUGGAAAAUGAUAUCCUGUUGAUUUUUGCCGUGACCAAGAGUCAGCUGAGCACAUACAAGAAUUAUGCACAAUUUAUACCUGGCGCCACUGUGGAGGUUCUUGCAAGUGAUUCUGGGAAUAUCCUUCAGUUGAUUAUAAACGCAUAUAAGGAGCUACGAUCUGAAGUGGAACUGGAAGUGACAGGAGAGAGUGAGGAGGUACAGUUUUUCUUCACCGCUAUCUGCCAGGGUGGCACAGUCUUUCCUGGAGAGAAGAAAUGCUCUCAUCUCAAGAUUGGAGAGAAGGUUUCUUUCAAUGUGACCGUUGAGCUGACUGAAUGUCUGAAGGAACCCAAGCAUAUUGUGAUUAAGCCGGUAGGAUUCAGAGACGCUCUGGAGAUUGAGGUGCAUUCUGCCUGUAACUGCGGUUGCCAAAUCAAUGCAGAGCUGAACAGCUCAAGGUGCUAUGGCAACGGCACACUUCAGUGUGGAGUGUGUGUUUGCAACCCUGGCCAAUUUGGGCCUCACUGCGAGUGUGCAGAGGAAGACAUCAAAGUUGGCAGCUGUAAGCAUCAUGCAGGCAACGUCUCCUGCAGUGGGCGUGGUGACUGUUACUGUGGGCAGUGUGCCUGCCACCCAUCCGAGUUUGGCCAGGUAUACGGAUCCUACUGCGAAUGUGAUGACUUCUCCUGCAUGCGGUUUAAAGGGCUUCUCUGUGGAGGGCACGGAUCGUGUGACUGCGGGGACUGCCGCUGUGACCAGGGAUGGACGGGGGAAUACUGCAACUGCACGACUCACACAGACGCAUGCAUCUCUGAAGAUGGAACCCUCUGCAGUGGCCACGGGGAAUGCACUUGUGGAAAAUGUACCUGCACUCAUCCGGGGGCCUCCGGAGAUAGAUGUGAAAAAUGUCCCACUUGCUGUGACCCCUGCAUUUCAAAACGGAGCUGUGUUGAAUGUCACCUGUCUCAGGCUGAUGGAUCAGUAGAGGAUUGCCAAGAAAAAUGCCUGACAGCUGAUUCCGUUGUCAAUCAAACUACAGAUUUUGACGAAAGCCAGUCCACCUACUGUUCUUUGAAAAGUACCAACGACUGCACCAUGUCUUUCCGUUUAAUUAAGCAUGAACAUGGAGGAUCGCUUCUAUUUGACCUCGAACAAACUGACUGUCCCUUGCCACCAAAUGUUUUUAUGAUAGUCUUGGGAAUUUCUUUGGCUAUCUUUGUUGUUGGAUUGGUUGUUCUCAGUAUCUGGAAGAUGCUUAUAUCCAUUCAUGACCGCAAGGAAGUAGCCAAAUUUGAAGCGGAACAAGCAAAAGCUAAAUGGCAAACAAGCACAAAUCCACUUUACAGGGGCUCAAUUUCCACAUUUAAAAACGUGACGUACAAGAAUCACGAAAAAAAGGGAUUCGCAACCUUUGGGUAUUGAUUUAUUGGACAAUAUUCACUAUCAGGCUUUGUCCUGCCCCCACCACGCUCUUCCAACUUUCUCUCCUCUAUUACAAUCACUGAAGAGGGAUCACGACCCAGAAUAUCAUGUCCUCCAGAGAUGCUGCUUGACCUGCUGAGCUACUCCAGCAUUUUGUGGGGGGGUUUUCCGUAAACCAGCAUCUGCUCAUCCUUGUAUCUCUCUCUUGAGGUGAAUGUUUACUUUGCUAUCGGUCCAAUUCAUGUUUUCUCCAGCAUACCCCUCUGCCACAUUGCGAACGUUGGACUUCGUCUAUGGAACUGAUGCACCACAAUGCUGAGAACUAUAUUCUGCACUCUGUAUCUUCCCCUUUGCUCCACCAAGCUCCAAGAGUUUGACGGGUUUAUUUUUACUGCUGGAGUACAAUGUUGGCAACUCUAAAGCAGCAGAAUGCUUCAACGUUGGAGGAGCUGGGCUGUUGAUGGACGUAAAGGAUUUAUGGCACUUCUUGGAAGAAGAGCUUGGGAGUUUUCUUGGGACCAAUCUUUAUCCAUGCAAAGCAUACAAGUUCCUCACUGCACCUCGGUACAUGUGACAACAAUGAACCUAAAUCUAAUCUAAUGAGACAAACCAAAUAUGUUCUCGACAUGAAGGAUUAAUUUGUAUUGUUCUGAAUGUACAUGAAGCGUUUUGGUCUGACAAAUUCUGCCGAUCUAGUGUAUAUCAUGGCAUCUAUCCAUAGCAAUACAACGCAUUCUUCAGACAGACUACAGCCCACAACGGGAUUACAUUUCUAACUCCCACAUGUUACAGUCAUGUGCUUAUACCACAAAAAUGCUUAGCAUUGCACUAGUACAGUCUCUAAUAGCAAAAAAAAGUUUUGAUAUGUUCUUCUCGAUGCUAGGAUUAUAAUUCUGAAUUAGUAACCUCCAUUGAGAAUAAUUAAACUCUACUGUUUAGACUUUGGAGAUACAACACCCGUACACUAGUUCUAUCCUACGCACUGGGACAAUUUACAAUAUUUUGCCAAAGCCGAUUAACCUACAAA